Messenger RNA from Culicoides brevitarsis, 1692 nucleotides. Its product is annotated as vanin-like protein 1. Bases 161 to 1630 code for a protein of 489 amino acids. The transcript has 2 exons. NCBI's taxonomy places the organism in Eukaryota, Metazoa, Arthropoda, Insecta, Diptera, Ceratopogonidae. The record is from RefSeq and is a predicted model, not a curated record.
UAGGUAAAUACGUUCGGAAGUCUAUGGGGCAGGCAGCAUGGAUAAAGAUGACACAGACAAAAAGUAAACGAUAAGCGGCAAAAACACGAAUUGCGUCGUCGAGUCUCGAUUUGUUUAGUUCAUUGUCGAACUUUGUAACGAUCGAACGACUUUUUCGACAAUGAUUAGCAAAAUUCUUCUUUUAACAUUUUUGGCUUCUGGAGCUUUUGCUCACUCAACUCCUGAUUCUUCAACGUAUGUCGCCGGCGCUGUCGAGUACGAGAAAAUUCGUCAUUGGACCGAACCGCAUCGCGAAGCGGAAGAAAAUCUCGCCGAAUACACAAAAAUCAUCCUUGCACCUGAAACGAAAGAUGUCGACAUCCUAGUUUUUCCCGAAUCGUCUUUAAAUAAUCUCGAAAGUGCGGUUUUUGUGCCAGAUCCGCAGUUGAAAGUGAAUCCGUGCGAGUCAAAGGAUUAUUUUGACGUGAUAAUUAAGAAUGUCUCGUGCGCCGCUCGAAAAUCCAAAAAAUAUGUCCUCAUAAAUUUAACGGAAAAGGCAAAUUGUGACCCGAAAAGCGACAAAAAUUGUCCGGAAACGAAAUUAAAGCGUUUCAACACGAAUGUCGUCUUCGACAGAGAAGGAAUUGUCGUCUCGAUGUACCGAAAAGUGAAUCUUUUUGGCGAAACGGGCAUCAGUCGACCCGAAAAACCCGAAAGUAUUCCCUUUGAAACGGAUUUUGGCGUGACUUUCGGGCAAUUUAUCUGCUUUGACUUGAUGUUUGAACUGCCGGCAGUGCAAUUAGUGCGAGACGGAGUGAAAGAUUUCCUUUAUCCAACGAUGUGGUUCUCGGAAUUGCCCUUUUUGACAGCUGUUCAAGCGCAACAAGGAUGGGCCUUUAAGAAUUCUGUCAAUUUUAUCGCUUCAGGAGCCUCAUUUCCGACAGUUGGCAGCACGGGGACAGGAAUUUAUCACGGAAAAUCAGGAGCUUUGACGGCUGUGAUGAAUUUUUUGGGCUCAAAUAAGGUUUACAUCGCGGAAAUCCCGAAGAAACAAUCCACGAAUCACGAAUUUUUGCCGGAAAUCAAGUACUUUGACCCAAUGGACAUGCUAAAGUUGAAACUAAAACGCGAUCAACUCGAUGUUUAUAACACUUCCAUCGUGAAUUUCAGUCAAACGAAUCAAAAUCACGAGAUUUGUAGCGAAAAAUUCUGCUGUAAAUUCGAUUUAGACACGGAAAUUCUCGAAACUUCGCCUGAUUCGCCAUUUUAUAUCUACAGAAUUGCGGCUUAUGACGGGAUACGAACCUUUGAUGGAUUUGCUGAUGGGGCUGUGAAGGUUUGUGGAGUCAUCGCAUGUACUGACGACUCGUUAAAAUCAUGCGGGACAAGACAUCAAGUGCCUGUUCAUGACAAAUUGAAGUUUAAUUCCAUUAAAAUUCGAACUUCUUAUAAAAAAGAUGACAAUAUUUUGUUUAUGCCGAGUACUUUGGAUGCAGCAAUAAUGCCUUUUGAGUCGAAAGAUUAUGGAUAUGAAGAAAAAUCAGGAGAAAAUGGGGAGAUUCAGAUUUUUAUGGAAUUGAAGGAAAGCAAAACGGAUCUUUUGACGUUCGCGAUUUACUCGAGGAAUUUUGAAAAGGAUCCAAAGGAAUGAAAUUUGUGAUAAUUUUGUGCCAGAGAUGCUUUUGUUGAAUAAAUUUAAAUUUUUUUACUGAA